Molecule: messenger RNA, 921 nt
Organism: Mycotypha africana
Lineage: Eukaryota; Fungi; Mucoromycota; Mucoromycetes; Mucorales; Mycotyphaceae
Product: S-adenosyl-L-methionine-dependent methyltransferase
Exons: 7
Coding region: 1-921 (306 amino acids)
Molecular function (GO): methyltransferase activity
Source: RefSeq, a predicted model, not a curated record
AUGCAACAUCUAGCCGACCUUAACUUCAAAUCUGAUAGAAAUUAUCAUGAUUCUAAAAACAGCGUUUAUUGGUUACCCAAUGAUCAUCCUGAACAAGAAAGGUUAAACUUGCAACAUCAUAUUCUUAAGAGUAUGUUUGGAGGCAAUGUCCUGCAAAGUGUAAUAGACAAUCUGGAUUUCCACCAUUCGCGUCUGAAGGUACUCGAUGUAGCGUCUGGUACAGGAAUUUGGAUCAAGGAUAUGCAAAAGGACUUUCCUAAUUGUUCCUAUGAGGGUUGUGACAUCAUUGCACCCAAAGUAAAAGUUGAAAAAUCAACGCCAAUAGAUGAAGGAUGCCUCGUCACGGAUGCUAGCGAUACUACUGCUACUACUACUUUUAGACUAACGUAUGGUGAUGUGCUCCAGGGUCUUGAUUAUCCAGAUGAUACGUUCCAUUUCGUGCAUAUGAGACUACUUGUUGCUGCUUUUCGUAAAGAGGAAUGGCCAAUAGCUAUAAAAGAGUUAUUACGCGUAACAAAACCAGGUGGUAUGAUUCAGCUCCUGGAACAUAACUCACGGGUUGCAGGCGAUGAAAAAAACCCAUUUCACCGUGCAUGGAAAGCGGUGUCUGAGGUAUUUGAAGAGAGAGGUAUUGAUACUCAAAUUGCGUUCAAUUUGCCGUCCUUAAUCGAAGCACAUCCAAAUGCCCGUGUUGUGGAAUAUCAUAAUAGAUACAGUGAUCUUGCAUCAAAUUCAGAUUGGGCUAAAGCCAUGGUUAUACAAUAUCGUGAAUUAAUUCAUAGUAUGAUGCCUAUGUUAGCAGACAAAUUGGGUAUUACAACAGACGAGGAAAAGAAAGAGUUCUUAAAUAACCUUUGCAAGCCUGAAGCCUAUACCGAAAGCAAUGGAUAUUACAUAGCUAUGUCUGUAAAGAAAUCUUAA